AUGGAGCCCAGCCCUGCGUGGGGCGUGCGGCCCUGGUGGGAGCACGGCGUCCCGUGCAGGGACUAUGCCAGGCCCUCCGCCGAGCAGGGUUGCAGCGAGCAGACCUAUGUCAGCACCGAAUGCACGACGGAGGUCGACCCUGCCACCGGGGACCCCGUCAAACGCUGCGUGAAGCUGUACAAGAGAUACCUCAAGCCCGAGAAGGUGGAUGAGCAGAAGGAGGAGAUGAUGGCCCGGGGCGAGGGCGCGCAGCAGCUGGAGCCCAACCUGGUGGAGCUCCCUGGCAGGCUGCCAGCAGCGGCGGGGCCCUCGGGGGUUGCAGCACCUGGCGUGGAGGGCGUGGGCCAUGCCGUGCAGGAGUUUCUGCGUUUUGCAGAAGAGCUGCAGGAGCAGAUGGUGCCAGGCACCAUGCACCUUGACCAGGCGCCGCCGGCGCCUGCGCGGCCAUACUGCGAGGCAGAGGUGCAGCAGCAGCAGCGGGGGCCGGGCGAGGAGGAGCAGCCGUUUGGGUGGCUGGGCGGCCUGCUGUUUGGCAAGCGACGAGCGGCGCAGGAGGGCAGCGGCGGGCGGCGGUGGCAAGCAGACGACAGCAUGUGGAGGGAGUUCGAGCGGGAUUUCACUGAAGUGUAA
This is a messenger RNA of Chlorella variabilis, 630 nucleotides long. RefSeq names its product expressed protein. The record is from RefSeq and is a predicted model, not a curated record. Lineage: Eukaryota; Viridiplantae; Chlorophyta; Trebouxiophyceae; Chlorellales; Chlorellaceae. The coding region runs from base 1 to 630 and encodes 209 amino acids. The transcript has 4 exons.